Molecule: messenger RNA, 1557 nt
Organism: Brassica napus (rape)
Lineage: Eukaryota; Viridiplantae; Streptophyta; Magnoliopsida; Brassicales; Brassicaceae
Product: shikimate O-hydroxycinnamoyltransferase
Exons: 2
Coding region: 61-1347 (428 amino acids)
Molecular function (GO): acyltransferase activity, transferring groups other than amino-acyl groups
Source: RefSeq, a predicted model, not a curated record
AUAAAAAAGUAUUCACACACAUUUUGUAAUGUAUUGUAUUCAAAUCCAUCAACCAAAACUAUGAAAAUUAACACCCGCAAUGCCACCAUGGUCCGCCCCGCUGCUGAGACCCCAUCCACUUACCUAUGGAACUCAAACGUCGACCUAAUCAUUGCCAGGUACCACAGCUCCAGCGUCUACUUCUACAGACCCAACGGUGCCUCCAAUUUCUUUGACCCCCAUGUCUUGAAGGAAGCCCUCGCCAAGGCCCUGGUCCCUUUCUACCCCUUUGCUGGCAGCUUGAGGAGGGACGAAAAUGGUCGUAUCGAGAUCGACUGCAACGCCGCUGGUGCUCUCUUCAUCGUCGCCGAUACUCCCUCCGUCAUCGAUGAUUUAGGAGACUUUGCUCCCUCCGUCAAUCUCAGCAAGCUUGUUCCCCAUGUUGAUUACUCCCCUGGCAUACAUACCUUCCCGCUUCUCGUUUUACAGGUGACCUUUUUUAAAUGUGGUGGAGUUUCCCUUGGUGUUGGCAUUCAACACCAUGUCAGUGAUGGUUUAUCUAGUAUCCAUUUCAUCAAUUCCUGGUCUGAUAUGGCUCGCGGUCUUGACCUUACCCUUCCUCCUUUCAUCGAUCGUACCCUCCUCCGCGCUAGAGAACCACCUCACCCCACUUUCCAUCAUGUUGAAUACCAACCUUCUCCGUCCAUGAAGACCCCUCUCCAUCCUGACAAUACCACCGUCUCCAUAUUCAAAUUAUCCCGCGACCUUCUUGUUGCUCUCAAGGCUAAAGCCAAGGAGGAUGGCAACACAGUAAGCUACAGCUCGUACGAGACGUUGGCAGCUCAUGUGUGGAGAUCAGUCACGAAGGCUCGCGCGUUUCCAGACGAUCAAGUGACCAAACUGUACAUUGCGACUGAUGGACGGUCAAGACUGCGCCCGCAGCUGCCCCCUGGUUACCUUGGCAACGUCGUAUUUACUGCCACACCAUUGGCCGCUGCAGGGGAUCUUCUGUCAAAGCCAACAUCGUAUGUUGCUGGGCUGAUUCAUGAUGUUUUGGCUCGCAUGGACGAUGAGUAUCUGAGGUCCGCUCUCGACUACCUGGAGAUGCAACCUGAUCUGUCAGCCCUAAUCCGUGGCGCACAGACCUACAAUUGUCCAAAUUUGGGAAUCACAAGCUGGGUCAGAUUACCCAUUUACGAUGCAGACUUUGGUUGGGGACGUCCCGUAUUUAUGGGACCUAGUGUAAUUGCAUUCGAGGGUUUGUCGUUUGUGCUACCAAGUCCCACGAAUGAUGGCAGCUUAUCCUUGUUCAUUGCUCUCCGAACUGAACACAUGAAAUUGUUUGAGAAGUAUUUGUACGAGAUAUGACAAGCGGCAGAACAAGAUUCCUCCUUUUCCCCCAGUAUGGAAACUCCUCCUGCUGAGAUAAGUAUCACGUUUUUUUAAGACUACAAUAAGUUACGUCCACAUAAGUUGUACUUAUGGUGGUUUUUAACAUUUGGAUCGGUCAUGUAUAACCUUUUGCUUUGUGUUUAUUAUAUGUGCAUGUGACAUGUUAGUGUUACACUUAUUUUGGUA